Molecule: messenger RNA, 2139 nt
Organism: Symbiodinium natans
Lineage: Eukaryota; Dinophyceae; Suessiales; Symbiodiniaceae
Source: the annotation of a GenBank genome assembly
AUGGACCCCUCCACAGCAUUUGGACGCAGCAUAGAGUACCGCCACACUGCGAGAAGAGCGUACGUACAGGCAGAUACUUCAAGGCGAGCUAGAGCCGCCGUGCUGCGCAAGUCGGGACCACUACCAGGCAAGUACUCCGCAGGAGACUUGGUGUGCUACCGAAUCGAAAGAGACUCGAGCGGUGUGCCUAGCUGGAGUGGAGUUUCCCGCAUCAUUGGUUUUGAUGGGAAGACCGUCUGGGUAACGCACAGAGGCGUGCCCGUAGCAACUAGUUUAGGCAAACUCCGACCGUGUACUUCGGCGGAAGUUCUAGCUUAUCAGAUUUUGAGUAAAGGCAACUUACAGUACGAACACCUAGAAUCUGAGAGAGAGCAGCAGCGAUUUGUCGAUGCGCGAGCGCACGACAGUGAUGCAGACGAUGAAGAGGACAGUGACUCUGCACGUCCGUCUUCUGCCAUACGCUCAAAUCCUUUGGAAGGAUUGAGGACAGUGAGAAGGAGAGUGGGACUUACUCCUGAAGAGUCACGGGCAGAGCCCCGUGUAGAGCCCACGAUAGAAGAACCCGAAGUAGAAGACGCUCAACAGAUGGAUGAGCCUACGGUGGAAGCCGUAGCAGAGAAUGAUCCGCAACUUGACGCGGCGGACAUUCCGGUUCCCGAAGAAGAGGACACAGCUGAUGCUUUAUUGGCACAGUUUAAGAUUCCCACGUAUGGAUCGAAAGAGUGCAACAAGUAUAGAGCUUUUGUGGCCGAUCGAAUAGACUCAGAAAGCGCCCGAAAGUGGUUGAAGAAAAGGAGCAGCUAUUCUAACAAGAAGAAAGCUGCGCAGAACAAGGUGUUCACAUACGAAAAGUGUUCACCAGAGUUGCAAAAGGGAAUCGACGGAUCCCGUAAGGUCGAAUGGGACAAGUGGAAAGAGUUUAACGCUGCACUUGAUCUCGAUGAAGAGCAGUACCAGAAGCUUAAAGAUGAAGGCCAUGAGGAAGUACCGCUCAAGUGGGUUGACACAGAUAAGAACGAUGCACUUAGAGGCACGCAACCAGAUAUUGAAGUACGGCAUAAAAGUCGACUCGUCACCAGAGGAGAUUUGGAGUCUGGGGAUAUCCGAUCGGAUUCUCCGACGGCAGAUAUCGAAGCUCAGAAUUUGAUAUUCAGCUUCGCCGCUUCGCGGAAGGUGAGAAUAGGCUCAGCCGACAUCACAAAUGCCUAUUUUCAAGGAGAGGAAUUAGACAGAGUACUAAUCCUCAGACAGCCAAAGGGAGGACUCCCAGGGGAGCCCCCAGAGCGAAGGUUUCUGGCAAGGGUACCCGUGUACGGGACUCAUGACGGAGGACGUAAGUUUUGGAAACGUCUCAAGACCAGUGCGCAGAAAAGAGGUUUUCUGGAAAACGCCAUUUUCAAAGCACUUUAUGUUCUCCGCAACAACGAGGGACGUAUUAUUGCGCUACUUUGCACACACGUAGAUGACCUGCUGUGGGCAGCCGAGCCAGAAGCAGAGCCUGUCAUCGAGGAAUUGCUGAAGGAGUUUUCGUGCGGAAAAGUAGAGCGAAAAACUUUCCGUUACUGCGGGAAGGAAGUUUCCCAGGCAGAUGAUUACACUAUCACUGUCACCUGCAAAGAAACGACAUUGAAAGCGAACAAAGCCGUCGACUAUGCGUUAGCGACGCCGGAUAGAGGUUUGACUUUCAGAGCAAACGUUCUGGAUUGGGACAACCUUAUUUCGUGUGUCAUCACUGACGCCAGCCAUGCAAAUGAGAGUCAGGUGAUGAAGGUCAAAGGUGAGGAUUCUGUGGAACCUUACCGAAGCCAAGGAGUUGAAGAAGGCGAUAGACUGCGAGCUGCCGUCGCAGAUCUUUUCGGCAAACUUGACCGCAAGAAGUGGGAAGCAUCUUCUGCGGCGUUUAUGAGGCAGGACGACCGUCCAGAAGAGCCAACGGACGAAGUUCGCUGGAUCGACACAGACGUCAUGGUAGCAGAUCCACUGACAAAAGUCAUGGAGAGCACCAAGUUAGUUGAGUGUUUGUUCACUAACUGUUUGAAAGUCGAGCAGCCGAUUGAGUCCGUGAUCAAGAAAAGGGCUAAGCAGCUUCAGAGAAGGAAGACUGCAGACCCUGCGGACGGGCUGGAUGUGAUGGAUUAG